This is a messenger RNA of Caenorhabditis angaria, 743 nucleotides long. The record is from the annotation of a GenBank genome assembly. Lineage: Eukaryota; Metazoa; Nematoda; Chromadorea; Rhabditida; Rhabditidae.
AUGGCUCCAAAGACUGAAAAGAAGUCUCGCAGCACCAUCAACGAGGUUGUCACCCGUGAAUUCACCAUCCACAUUCACAGAAGAAUCAAGGGAAUGUAAGUUUUUUUUUAAAUAAAAUACUUCGUCGUUUUAUGCUAACACGAGCUCCACCUGGAAGCGGUGUGUUGGCCCACGCCAGUCAUUGCAGCUCCGUCUGUUCAAGACGAGCAGGUUCAGCCAGAAUCGCAAUGACUGGACUAACGGAGCAUUGCCUUGUUCAUGGUGGGUGGCUCCUUCCUUGAACGCUACAAGUUUCUCAUUCGAGACUCAUGUGGAAAUCUAAAGGCAUCCUCGAAAUUCUUUCUCAAAUAAAGUUUGACGAUCGAGUUUAGGUAAUAUCACUUCAUUUGUUCUGUAGUUCAUAUCUUAUUUUUAGCGGAGCCAAGAAACGCGCUCCACGUGCCAUUGACGAGAUCAAGAAGUUCGCCAGAAUUGAAAUGAAAACCGAGGAUGUCAGAGUCGACACCAAACUCAACAAGUUCAUCUGGUCCAAGGGAAUCAAGUAAGAGUUUUUUUUUAAUAAACAACGAAAAUUUUGUAAUGAAUCUUUUUUCAGGAACGUCCCAUACAGAGUUCGUGUCCGCCUUUCCCGCCGUCGUAAUGAAGACGAGGACUCAGCCCACAAGCUUUACACUUUGGCCACAUACGUUCCAUGCGCCAACUUCCACGGACUCACCAACGUCAACGUUGACAGCGAGGAAUAA